Messenger RNA from Bradysia coprophila, 1112 nucleotides. RefSeq names its product transmembrane emp24 domain-containing protein opossum (gene opm). The record is from RefSeq and is a predicted model, not a curated record. Lineage: Eukaryota; Metazoa; Arthropoda; Insecta; Diptera; Sciaridae.
GCAAUUGGUCAACUGUCAAUAUUUAUUGUUUUUGCGGUGCUUUCGGUAAUAGUAACAGUGAUAUCAAUACAAAACUAAAGAGUAGUCUCCAUUUCAACGAAAAAUGAGCAAAAUUUUCUGAUUACAAACGAAUGCACAGUUUACCGAGUAAAUAAGUUCACGCCUUUAGUUACCACGCCGAUCCGAAACCAUUUCAAUUGCUUCCCUAAUCGCCCAGUCAAUUUAGUCACAACAAAAUGCCUAAUUCGUUGCUUCAGUACAUAAUAUUUCCGGUGUUUGUAAUUAGUCAAGUUGUGUGUAUCGAACGUGAAAUGACCACCUCGGUUGAGGCUGGCAGUAAAGACUGUUUUUAUCAAUAUAUCAAAGCUGGCGAAACGAUUGACAUCGAGUACCAAGUAAUCGAUGGUGGACAUGGAGAUCUGGACAUCAGUUUCGAAUUGGCUGAACCGGGUGGACGGAUUGUUUACGCCGAUUUCAAGAAGUCUGAUAACAUACAUCGACACAAAGCACCAACGGAUGGUGAUUAUCGUUUCUGUUUUGAUAACACAUUCAGUUCAUUCAACAAGAAGACGGUUUUCUUUGAGAUUAUCAUUGAAAUAGAAGACGGUAGUCACGACAGUGAUGAUUGGGGUAACGAUAUCUUUGAAGGAUUAAGUCCAGAAGAAUACUACGAUAUGAAGGUGGAAGACAUUCAAAAUGCAAUCAAUCGUGUCCGUGCAUAUCUAUCGAAAGCUAGACAGACCCAAGACAUUUUGAAAUCGUUCGAAGCACGGGAUCGUAAUGUUGCCGAAGAAAACUAUUUCCGUGUGAAUGCCUGGUCAAUUUGUCAGAUCCUGUUGAUGUUGGGCGUGGGCAGCAUUCAAGUGUUCAUGGUGCGUAGUCUAUUUGAAACUGAUUCAAAGGUGAAUACAAUCUGGAAGAAAUUGUCUCUCUAAAUUUGCGGGAAUGGUCCAUCUAUAGAAAACAGGAUGAUAUUAAUUACAAUGGCAACCUAUACCAAAGACGAACAAAAUCUGAUUAUUUUGUAGCUAAAUAAGUUACAUUUAAGAUCACACCUGUAAAUUCGUUUUCGCACAAUUUCUUAUUUGGAAUAUAUUUUGGGUUUUAAGUAC